Messenger RNA from Anopheles marshallii, 900 nucleotides. RefSeq names its product vacuolar protein sorting-associated protein 26C. Gene Ontology annotation, biological process: intracellular protein transport. The transcript is spliced from 3 exons. The coding region runs from base 1 to 900 and encodes 299 amino acids. The record is from RefSeq and is a predicted model, not a curated record. Lineage: Eukaryota; Metazoa; Arthropoda; Insecta; Diptera; Culicidae. Gene Ontology annotation, cellular component: endosome.
AUGUCAAUUACUGUAGAAAUAAAGCUUCGCCGAGCGAACAAAGUUUACUAUGAAGGGGAAACAGUUUCGGGAGUGGUUCAGAUCGUCUGUGGAUCGGAAACGAAACAUGACGGUAUAACGCUCGCACUGGAAGGUUCGGUGAACCUUCAGAUCAGCAAUAAGAAUGUGGGCAUCUUUGAGGCAUUGUACAACAGUGUCAAACCGAUUACUUUGCUGAAUCAGCACUGUGAUCUCGCUCCGUCCGGCAAGCUGCCCAUCGGACCGAGCGAAUUCCCUUUCGAAUUUCCUCUCAUUUGUCCGAAAGAGCCGAAAACGCUGUACGAAACGUAUCACGGUGUGUUCGUAAACAUAACGUACAUGCUACGUUGCGACAUUAAGCGAAGUUUUCUGGCGAAAAGUGUCCAGAAAACGCAACAGUUCAUCAUACAGUACCGGCCGGUAGUGGAACGUCCAGCGAAGGAGGUACAAUUCUCGAUCAGUCCCGAUACGCUGCAGAAAACGGCAAAGGAACGGAUCUCUAUUCCACGGUUUUUGAUUUCCGGUACGCUCGAUUCGACCGACUGUUGUGUGACGAAACCAUUCACCGGAAGCGUUACGGUGCAUCAUACGGAGGUGGCCAUCAAGUCGAUCGAAAUACAGCUGGUGCGGGUGGAAACGUGCGGUUGUGCCGAGGGUUAUUCACGUGACGCAACCGAGAUCCAGAACAUCCAGAUUGCGGACGGCAAUGUGUGCCCAAAGGUAGCGAUACCGAUCUACAUGACGCUGCCAAGGCUGUUCACCUGUCCCACGUUGAUUACAAAGAAUUUUAAAGUUGAAUUUGAGGUGAAUCUCGUAAUAAUCUUUGGUGACGAUUAUUUGGUGACGGAAAACUUUCAAAUACUACUGGACAGAACGGCGUAA